Molecule: messenger RNA, 1128 nt
Organism: Lathyrus sativus (Indian pea)
Lineage: Eukaryota; Viridiplantae; Streptophyta; Magnoliopsida; Fabales; Fabaceae
Source: the annotation of a GenBank genome assembly
AUGGAUGGCAAAAGCAAAGAUAAUAAUGUUACAGAUUCAAUUAAAAAGGUCUUCACUCACAAAGGUCGUUAUGUGCAAUACAGUUUGUAUGGAAACUUAUUUGAAGUGUCUUCCAAAUAUGUUCCUCCCCUUCGCCCUAUCGGUAGAGGUGCUUAUGGCAUCGUCUGUGCUGCGGUUAAUUCUGAAACACGCGAGGAAGUUGCCAUCAAGAAGAUUGCAAAUACAUUUGAUAACAUUAUUGAUGCUAAAAGGACUUUGAGGGAAAUCAAGCUUCUUCUUCACAUGGAUCAUGAAAAUAUUAUUGCUAUUAAGGAUAUUAUAAGACCUCCACAAAAGGAUGCUUUUAAUGAUGUUUACAUUGUGUAUGAAUUGAUGGAUACAGAUCUUCAUCAGAUUAUUCGUUCAAAUCAACCUCUUAAUCUUGAUCACUGUCAAUACUUUCUAUACCAGCUAUUAAGGGGACUGAAAUAUGUGCAUUCCGCGAAUGUCUUGCAUCGUGAUCUUAAACCGAGUAAUUUACUUUUGAAUGGAAACUGUGACCUUAAAAUUGGGGAUUUUGGUUUGGCGAGGACGACAUCUGAAACAGAUUUUAUGACAGAAUAUGUGGUUACUAGAUGGUACCGAGCCCCAGAGUUGCUCCUUAAUUGUUCAGAGUACACAUCCGCAAUCGAUGUUUGGUCGGUCGGUUGCAUAUUUGCUGAAAUUAUGACCAGACAGCCAUUGUUUCCUGGAAAAGAUUAUGUUCAUCAACUAAGGCUUAUAACUGAGUUAAUAGGUUCUCCCGACGAGUCGAGCCUUGGAUUUCUCCGAAGCGAAAAUGCGAAAAGGUAUCUUAGGCAGCUUCCACAGUUUGGGAAGCAAAAUCUUUCAGCGAAAAUUCCUCUUAUGUCGGCCGAGCCUCUGGACUUGCUAGAAAAAAUGCUUAUCUUUGAUCCCGACAAACGAAUCACAGUUGAUGAGGCACUAUGUCACCCAUAUCUAUCAUCACUUCAUGACAUCAAUGAUGAGCCAGUUACUCCUAUGCCAUUCAGUUUUGAUUUUGAGCAGCCAUCAUGCACUGUAGACCACAUUAAGGAACUCAUAUGGAGGGAAUCUGUGAAGUUCAAUCCGGAUCCACUGUCCCAAUAA